AAUGAUCUUUGAGAGAAUAAUGUUAUCCAGAAGUAAGUGCCAAGUGGCACAUAAUUGAUCUUCAGGAUUUGCCAACCAGAUGAAUGAUAGUACGUCGGUGCCUACAUGGUAACUUCUUACAUUAAGUCCUCUGAACCAACUCAUCUCCAUAUCCCUACAGAGAAGCCUGUCACCAUGCGAAGCAGCCUGACCCUGGUGGGAACUCUCUGGGCCUUCCUGUCACUUAUUACUGCUGUGGCCAGUUCUGCCAGUUACUUUUUGCCUUACUGGCUCUUUGGGUCACAGCUAGGGAAGCCAGUGUCCUUCAGCACAUUCCGUAGGUGCAACUACCCUGUGAGGGGAGAAGGGCCCAAUCUGAUCAUGGUGGAAGAAUGUGGGCGCUAUGCCAGCUUCAGUGCCAUCCCAAGCCUAGCCUGGCAAAUGUGCACAGUGGUGACAGGUGCUGGCUGUGCUCUACUACUCCUGGUGGCACUGGCUGCUGUUCUGGGCUGCUGCAUGGAAGAACUCAUCUCCAGAAUGAUGGGACGUUGCAUGGGAGCAGCACAAUUUGUGGGAGGACUGCUGAUAAGCUCAGGCUGUGCAUUAUAUCCUUUAGGAUGGAACAGCCCAGAGAUAAUGCAAACAUGUGGAAAUGUCUCCAAUCAAUUUCAGUUAGGUACCUGUCGGCUCGGUUGGGCUUAUUACUGUGCUGGAGGAGGAGCAGCAGCAGCUAUGUUAAUCUGCACCUGGCUUUCAUGCUUUGCUGGGAGAAACCCAAAGCCUAUUGUAUUAGUGGAGAACAUCAUGAGAAAUACCAAUUCUUAUGCCAUGGAGCUUGACCACUGUCUCAAACCUUGAUCUUUGAAAGGAGACUGAUUAGCAAGGGUGGGUAAGGGGAAUGAAAGGAGCUCUGAAAGUGGUAUUAAGCCUAAGUCAGUUGGCAGCCAUCUACCAGUAGUAUAGCCUAGUGUUUGCAUGCUUUUUAAAUUCCUGCAUUAAUUUCCACUUUCUCACAAACCAGUUAGUCAG
Messenger RNA from Perognathus longimembris pacificus (Pacific pocket mouse), 1008 nucleotides. It is a transcript of the gene Lhfpl1, whose product is annotated as LHFPL tetraspan subfamily member 1. Gene Ontology annotation, cellular component: membrane. The record is from RefSeq and is a predicted model, not a curated record. NCBI's taxonomy places the organism in Eukaryota, Metazoa, Chordata, Mammalia, Rodentia, Heteromyidae. The transcript has 3 exons. The coding region runs from base 106 to 837 and encodes 243 amino acids.